UUCCGCAGCCUGCCUUUUCAAGUAAAAAGACUUUCCAGCCUUGACUUCCCAAAUUGUAACUCGGCCAGAGCAAGACUGUUCGUUUCAACGAGAGACGUUGUCAUCCUGCAGUCCGCGAUCGAAAAGAAUCAGCCAAAUGUUUCCAAAAUGUCAAAGAGCUACCGUGCUUCGUUGCCAAUACAUGAACCGAUAACUCGCGGAUCCAGGAUGUUUUCUUUGUUUCUUUUUCAGCGAGCUAGCGCACUCAUUUCUGCCACUUUGCGAGCCCCGAGUUGAAAGGUUUGAUUCGGCGCAAUGAAAAAAUGUGACUUUCUGGACUCUCGCGCUGAAUAAUGGGACUGGAACUCGAGCGGCGUUUCCGGUGGACGGAGGUGACGUCACGGAGCCUUUGGAAUCAGAAUCCGGCUGUCGUCGUCGCAGCUGCUCUGCGGUAGGAGGGGCUUUGUUUUCAUCCCGCGUCGCCCUGUCAUGGACCCGGAGGACGGCCGAGAAGCGGAGCGGCGCCCGUGGGAGCGCUUGUCGUCGUGGCUCGAGUGCGUGUGCGUGGUCACCUUUGACCUGGAGCUCGGACAAGCCAUCGAGCUGCUUUACCCGCCUGACGUCAAGUUGACCGAGAAGGAGGUGAGUGAGCGGCAAACGGGGCUCCCCGGCGUCAGCUCAAGUCGGCUCUCAUCCUCCCCUCCAGAAAAGCAGCCUGUGCUACUUAUCCUUCCCGGACUCUUACUCAGGAUGCGUCGGAGACACUCGGUUCAGCUUCAGAAUGCGGCAGUCCGUCGGCCGCCGCCGGCGUCCGGCGGACGACCUUUACGACAGAGACGCCCCCGCCGCCCUGCAGAUGGAAGCCUCGCAUUUCUACGGCUACGUUUACUUCCGCCAAGUCAAGGACGCGUCGGUCAAGCGAGGAUACUUUCAAAAGGUACGCCGAGCGACGUCGCCGCCCGCCAACGGUCCUUCCGUCGAGCGCUCGAAAGGGAGGCGGGCGCGUCCGCCUCGAGACUCAUCGGGAGCCUCUGUCCGCACGCCGGCCGGCCGGCGUUUCAGUCUCUGGUGGUGCUGUCUCGGCUGCCGUUCGUGCGGCUCUUUCACGCCGCGCUCGGCGCCGUCGCGCCGGACUUCUUCUCGGCGGCCGAGCCCUGCCUACGAACAGCUUGCGAGCAGAUGGACCGAUGGCCUUUCCCGGCCCCCGGGCUGAGCGCCGACCUCCCGCUGAUGGGCGCCGUCCUGCGGGUCAGGCCGCUCGGCUUCGGUUUCGCCGCCGCUUUCCCCUCACCCGCCCGUUUUUGUCCCCAGGUGCGAAUUCCCAGCCGGAAGGACAAAGCGGGAAGUCCGCCGACAGCCGCCGCGGAGGAGGAGGUCAGAACUUCAAAGAGCGCAGAGGACGGCCCGGUAUUUGAUAUCGCCGGGUUAGCAAUUUGUACGUCUGCCGCCGAUCCUCAGAACGCGCCGGUUCCGCCGCCGAGGCCGACCGCGCUCCCUUCCGUCCACGAGCCCGACCUCUUCAGGUGUUUCCGGUCGCUCCUGAUCCACACGCAGAUGUUGUGGGAACUGGCUUUGCUGGGCGAACCGUUGGCGGUGGUGGCGCCGUCUCCCGCCGUCUCCUCGGAAACCGUCUUGGCGCUCGUCAGCUGCAUCGCGCCCCUCAAGUUCUGCUGCGACUUCCGGCCGUACUUCACCGUCCACGACGGCGAGUUCCGGGAAUACACCGCCAAGACGCGGGCGCCGCCCAACGUCAUUCUGGGGGUGACCAACCCCUUCUUCGUCAAGACCUUCCACAACUGGCCGCACGUCCUGCGCCUGGGAGAGAGCGCCGAGGCGUUAGGUGACGGAUCGCCCCGCCCGCAGGCCUCGCCGCGCGUCCGCUCCGAACGCGCGCCAGAUAAGUCGCCUCGUCUCCCGUCAGGAGAGGACGUCCCCAAGCAGCUCAAGAUCAAGAAAAUGGCCAAACUCAAGACGCUGGACGCCAAACCGGGAGUCUUCACGGCCUACAAGAGCUUCCUGCUCAAGGACAAGGUCCUCAUCAAACGCGUGCUGAAGGGGAUCCAGAGGCGCAGGCCGUCUGAGGUGCAGAGCGCCAUUUUGAGGCGCCACUUUUUAGAGCUGACGCAGAGCUUCAUUAUUCCGCUGGAACGUUACAUGGCGAGCCUGAUGCCGCUGCAGAGGUCCGUAACGCCCUGGAAGACGCCCCCGCAGAUCCGUCCGUUCAGUCAGGACGACUUCUUGUCCACCCUGGAGCGCGGCGGCCCCCGGCUGACCUCGGCGCUGCGGGGCGAUUGGACGGGGCUGUACAGGAAGUUUUUCAAAUCGCCGAACUUCGACGGCUGGUACCGCCGCCGUCUCGGAGAGAUGACGCGCAAACUGGAGAGUCUCCACCUGGAGGCGGUCUGCUUGGCAGACGUUCCGGGAUGGACACGGGACAAGUCGGAGGUGGAGAUCGUCGACUUGGUGGUGAAGCUUCGAGAGAAACUGAGCAAAGCGAGGAGGCGCCGGCUGCAGGUGAGAGAGGACCUUCUCACCAAGCUGCAAUCCUUAAUCGAGAGCAUCGCCGGCACGCUGCCCAAAGACCUACAAGAUGUCCUCCGCGCACAAUGACAGAACCGCGAGGACCACAUCCGCUCAGCCCACGGAACGCGUGAAUGGACUUUAGAUUUUUGUUUUGUUUUGAACGAGCCGCUCGCUACCACCACGUGCAAGAUGAGCCCAAAGAGUCAAUGAUCAAGGCUGAAUAAUUGAAUAAAUGUGAUUUAUUUGUUUCAA
Messenger RNA from Corythoichthys intestinalis (scribbled pipefish), 2754 nucleotides. RefSeq names its product DENN/MADD domain containing 6B (gene dennd6b). The coding region runs from base 469 to 2589 and encodes 706 amino acids. The record is from RefSeq and is a predicted model, not a curated record. Gene Ontology annotation, cellular component: recycling endosome. The transcript has 15 exons. Gene Ontology annotation, molecular function: guanyl-nucleotide exchange factor activity. Lineage: Eukaryota; Metazoa; Chordata; Actinopteri; Syngnathiformes; Syngnathidae.